UCGGAUCCUGCAGCCUGGUUGGCAGAACUCCGCUUUGUCUCCGCGGAAAAAAAGUGGUAAGACUUUUCAUACGAACGCGGCGGACGCUCCUUCGAGAUGAACCCCGUGCCUCGCAAGCUUCUCCUCAAACGCCUCAUCCGGAGCGAUGGCCAAUCCGACAACGACUGAGACUCUCCGACCGUCUCGCUCGAGACGUCGCCGCUCCUUCGGCUUGCGGCGUCUAUAGUUUUGCCGAAAGCUGGGAGCGUUGGGGGGACCCGUGGGAAGCGUGUUCUGGAAGACGUCGGGAGUGUCAUGACCGGGAAGGACUCCGUCGACCGGAAGCUCGUCGUGGUCGGCGACGGCAACUGUGGCAAGACCUGCCUUCUCGUCACUUACUGCAGCGACAGCUUCCCGGACGUCUACGUGCCGACCGUGUUCGAGACGUACAGCACCUUCGUCGAGUGCAACCAGCAGAGGGUUCGACUGUCGCUUUGGGACACGGCCGGCGAAGAGGAUUACGACAGACUCCGGCCCCUUUCCUACGGGCAGGCCAACGUGGUGCUCAUGUGCUUCACGCUCGACAACCCCGACAGCCUGAGCAACGUUGAGUACAAGUGGGAGCCCGAGAUACGCCACUACCUUCCCAAGGUUCCGAUCGUGCUUGUCGGAAACAAAAGGGACGUCCGUGACGACUACCGGCCACCGCUGGUGCUGCCGCGCAACUACAAGCCGCCCGUGACGGCUGCCGAAGGACGAGCAGUGGCUAGCCGCAUCAGGGCAGCGGCCUACGUCGAGUGCUCGGCCCUGAAGAGGAUCGGCGUCAAGGAGGUCUUCGACGCGGCCAUCAAGGCGUCCCUUCAGCAGCAGACUGGACGAAAGAAGCAGCGUCGGUGUAGCAUGCUGUAGCUGUACCCAAGAGGCAAGUCAUCGUCACCCAUGAAACGCUUCUGUUCGUGAUCGUCCCUGUCGAGGCAGCAGCGCCGCGUUUUCAAGUCAUUCAAGCUGCAGAGUCAAUCAAAAUCAUGCAAUAAAGAAAUAUUCCUGUCACGUCAGGAAAA
Molecule: messenger RNA, 1040 nt
Organism: Dermacentor silvarum
Lineage: Eukaryota; Metazoa; Arthropoda; Arachnida; Ixodida; Ixodidae
Product: ras-like GTP-binding protein rhoA
Exons: 4
Coding region: 295-888 (197 amino acids)
Biological process (GO): small GTPase-mediated signal transduction
Molecular function (GO): GTPase activity; GTP binding
Source: RefSeq, a predicted model, not a curated record